CUCUUUCAGAUCUGCUCUUUUUCUGCCUUUUAAUUUGAUUUUCCUGCUGCCUGCUUUUUCUCUUCUCAUGGAUGUUGCUUUCGCUUAAGGAUGCGGAUUUUCUUGUUAGUUCGAGCUCGUUAUUGCGAGAAUGUGCAGAUCGAUUGGAUCGGACUUUCCUUUUGUUUUUCCUUCUGUUUUUAGCUUCGUUUUGGUGAAUAAUGAUUUUCUCUCUGUUGCGAUUUGGCUUGCGUUUUAACAAUUUGUUGAGGACGUGGAGAUGUAUUCUGUGUUUAAUUUGCUGGUUGAAUGUAGACUAUAGAGCGAUGUUUAUGGAUUUGGAGAGGAUUUUGUGUUGGUGCUAAAUUUCAUAGCACAGAGGAAGAUUAGUGCUCUUGACCAUGGUUCUUGACAGCAUUCUAGCUUCUCCCCAUAGGAGGUCCCCAUCAUUCAGAAAGCAGUUUCCUGCCAAUGAGUUGGGCAGUUGGUCCACUCUUUUCAAGCGGCAUCGCUUCCUCUUAACCGCGUUGGCACUCUUGACUUUCCUUUGCACAAUCUAUCUUUACUUUGCUGUCACUUUAGGGGCUACCGCAUCGUCUUGUUCGGGUUUGACUGGAGUUCAAAGAGAAUUGUGUCGUCUGGAGCAUGCUAAAGCGUCUCUGACCAAAGGCAAAUUAAAAUUUCAAUGAUACGCGGGGACUUCAAGGUACAAAACCUUCUCAUGUUUUGGUUCUUCUCUUUGGUGGGAUUUGUAUUUAUAAAAGAAAAUUGAAGAUUAUUAUAGAUCAAAAGUUCAUUCAUCCAUUUUGAUUUAUACAUAUAACUUAUAAGAUGUAGCAGAUUGUUUUUAACAUUGCUUCCUUGCAAUUAAUUUGUUGUUUUUCUCUC
Benincasa hispida (wax gourd) is the source of this 867-nucleotide messenger RNA. Lineage: Eukaryota; Viridiplantae; Streptophyta; Magnoliopsida; Cucurbitales; Cucurbitaceae. The record is from RefSeq and is a predicted model, not a curated record.